AACAGCUUUUGUUGUCAAUAAAAAAACUGCCUUCUGUGAUCAAUUUACGAAACUUCAGUUUCACUAUGAAACAUAAUUGCUAUAAUAAUCGUGCUAAAACCUGCUACAAAGAUAAUAAGCCAUAAGGUAGUAAAUAAAUUUUUAAAGCCUAAAAGGUAAACCCGCGAGAUGAAAUUGGUUGUUCAAUUGUUUUUGUUGUGGUCGAGGUUAGCCUUUCGCUUGUGUGAGUCUGUUGCCGAGAUUAAAGUGAGUGAGGAUAACACACACUUCAACCACACAAUACAUUUACCAUCGAGUUUCACUUACUUUGAGACAUCACAACCAUACACAGGUUUAUGUGUCUGCCAUCUUCAAUAUGGAAAGGAUGGUAGAUCACCUUGGCAGUACCAUAAACACACCACAGCUCUUUGAGGAUGAUGACUCCCCAGAGUCCUUGGAUGUUGGAAGUCUUUUAAGUGACAGUCAUGGUCGCGGUAGUGAAACAGAAAGUUGCUUUAGUGGUUUUGAUUCACCCGAUGAAAUAUUUUUACAGAAAUGUCAUGAAAGAAAAAAAAAAAUUCAGGCCACACUUGUAAAUAAAAUUACAAAACAUGGAAGAUUAGUUAAUGAUGAGAAAAAAAAUCGAUCUGUAACUAAUGCUCACUUCAUUUUAUGUGAAAAAUCUCCAGAUGUGGAUCAUAGAGACAACAGAAAAGGUUAUAUGACUAAACAGAAUAAAAAAAAAAAAGGUAUUGCAAAGAUAAUAAUAACAUAUUGUUCAAAUGAAAAUAGAAAGUGCAAUUCUUUUAAAAGUCUGAAUGGAGGAAUACAGGUUGUAGAUAAUGAGGGUCGUGGUUAUUAUCAAAUACGCACAAAUACGAGUACAGAAAAUAUGAAAACAUCUUCCAGAGGCAGUCAGGUCUUGUGCCACAAUAUUAACCUUACACAAAAACAUAAUCAGUGUAAAGGAACUCAUCCAGUUCUUCUUACUCAUAGUGGACAUUUUCCUACAACAAAAGUCCAGACAAAUAAUGAUCAUCUAACUUAUAAUUUUCCUGUAAAUGAACUGAAGAAAGGGGGAAUGACUGUGUACACUAACGUACCUCCUCAGUACGGAAAUGUCCCCAAGAAAAACUUGUCUCCACAAAAUAGAAAUGCUCCCAUGGAAGACCUAUCUCCACAAAAUAGAAAUGCUCCCAUGGAAGAUAUAUCUCCACAAAAUAGAAAUGCUCCACUGGAAGAUAUAUCUCCACAAAAUAGAAAUGCUCCCAUGGAAGACCUAUCUCCACAAAAUAGAAAUGCUCCCAGGGAAGACCUAUCACCACAAAAUAGAAAUGCUCCCUUGGAAGACCUAUCUCCACAAAAUAGAAAUGCUCCCAGGGAAGACCUAUCGCCACAAAAUAGAAAUACUCCAAUGGAAGACCUAUCACCACAAAAUAGAAAUGCUCCAAUGGAAAACCUGUGUCCACAAAAUAUGAAUGCUCCCAUGGAAGACCUAUCUCCACAAAAUAGAAAUGCUCCCAUGGAAGACCUAUCUCCAGAAAAUAGAAAUGCUCCCAUGGAAGACCUAUCUCCACAAAAUAGAAAUGCUCCAAUGGAAGAUAUAUCUCCACAAAAUAGAAAUGCUCCAAUGGAAGACCUAUCACCACAAAAUAGAAAUGCUCCCAUGGAAGACCUAUCUCCACAAAAUAGAAAUGCUCCCAUGGAAGACCUAUCUCCACAAAAUAGAAAUGCUCCCAUGGAAGAUAUAUCUCCACAAAAUAGAAAUGCUCCCAUGGAAGACCUAUUUCCAGAAAAUAGAAAUGCUCCCUUGGAAGAUCUAUUUCCAGAAACUAGAAAUGCUCCCUUGGAAGACCUAUCUCCACAAAAUAGAAAUGCUCACUUGGAAGACCUAACUCCAGAAAAUAGAAAUGCUCCCUUGGAAGACCUAUCUCCACAAAAUAGAAAUGCUCACUUGGAAGACCUAACUCCAGAAAAUAGAAAUGCUCCCAUGGAAGACCUAUCUCCACAAAAUAGAAAUGCUCACUUGGAAGACCUAACUCCAGAAAAUAUAAAUGCUCCCAUGGAAGACCUAUCUCCAGAAAAUAGAAAUGCUCCCAUGGAAGACCUAUUUCCAGAAAAUAGAAAUGCUCCCAUGGAAGACCUAUCUCCACAAAAUAGAAAUGCUCACUUGGAAGACCUAACUCCAGAAAAUAGAAAUGCUCCCAUGGAAGACCUAUCUCCAGAAAAUAGAAAUGCUCCCAUGGAAGACCUAUUUCCAGAAAAUAGAAAUGCUCCCUUGGAAGACCUAUUUCCAGAAAAUAGAAAUGCUCCCUUGGAAGACCUAACUCCACAAAAUAGAAAUGCUCCCAUGGAAGACCUAUCUCCACAAAAUAAAAAUGCUCCAAUGGAAGACCUGUCUCUACAAAAUAUGAAUGCCCUCAUGGAAACUUUAUCUCCCACACCUAUAAUUACAGAUCCAGAUGAACCAGCUCCCAGCUACUGUGCUUCAGAGCAAAUUAGAGAGGUUCCUGCAACAGAAGAUGAUGUAAUGAAUGACUCCGGACAUUUUAUUAAGGAUAAAGAUAAUAUAAUGGACCACACCAAUAAUACUUGUCCUAAUACUGAAGACAUAAACCAUUCUCUUGUUACUCAAACAUCAAAUGAUACCAAAAAAAUGUAUACAGUUUAUAAUAGUGUCAAUAUGAUGGAAGAAAUUGGUGCAAUAAAAGAAAACAAAACUGAUGACACUGAGUGUGAAGAUGUUUGUACCAUGAACCUACCAACCUCUAACAACAGCACUAAUUGCAGUUUGGGUGUUAAAGAAACAAAAGAAAAACAUUCAGACAGUAUCAAUGACAUGAACAAAAAAUAUCUUACUGAAGAGUCAGUAAGUAAUAGAAAAGCAAGAGAACCCUGCCAUAACUCUCCAGAAAAAUUGAUUGAUAUCGUGAAAACUCUUUCUAAUGUUUCCAGUAGCCAAACUGGCAAUGAAUUACCAUUUUUAGAGAAUCUUGUCAAUCAAAUAUGGCAUGAGCUGACUGUCCAAACACAAGCUACAGAGAAUGCUGGUGACACUUCUAACAUUAAUUCAAUUUUAUCUGAUUCCCCAGACAACAAAAUAAUAUUAAGUGCUCAAAACCUUCACCAAGAAGUUUAUGAGAUCAUGAUACAGGAAUCUAAUGAAAUUAUUGGUAACUCUGGCAACAGUAAUACAGUUACAUCAGACACCCAGAGGCCUCAUAUGACAUCAUCAUCAAAAGAUAUUAAUCAAGAAUGUUAUAAGAAGCCUAACUUAGGGCUUGAAUCUGAGGAAGAUGCAGGUGAUAUUGUCAGCUCUGUUUCUGAUAUGUAUGACCUCCAGGGUAGAAUGUCAGUGUCACCUUCAAAUGGGCUUAAAGGAGAAUAUGAAGAGUUGACUUCAACACAAAACUCAAUGGCUGGUACUGGUGAUGCUGUCACUACUAAUUCUGAUCCACCUUAUCCCCAAGGGAAAAUGGAAAUAACCCUCAUGGACAGGUAUUAUAUAGAAAAUUGUGAAACAAUGUCUUCAGUCCCAAAGUGUGCUGACAGUGUUGAUAGUAUCAACCCAAGUUGUAAUCUGUCACACUCCCAAAGUACCAAUGUAAUAUCAUCGCCAAGAAAACUUGAUCCAGGAAGUUCUGAGGGACUGAACUCAAGCAAUAAGUUUGUCAAGGAAACUUGUCAUGGCACCAGUAGUAGAUACAACUUAUCAAAGUCUCAGUAUCGUAAAGUAGAAUCAGCAACAAUCCCUAAUGAGGAAUUUUAUGAAGAGGUAAACUUUAAACAAAAUAUUACAAGAACGUACAGUAAAGCAAACUCCAAAACCCUGGGAAAAAAAUUUAAGUCAUCUUCACAAAAACUUGAUAAAGACACAGAUAAUAAGGCAGCCAGAAAGGAGAAAUAUAAGGAAGUAUCAUCAGCUGACAUUACCACUUUUCAUAAAAUAACUAAGGAGUCGAGGAGACCACUAAGUUUACCUGAAGAAACAAGCCAAGAAAAUUUUAUAGGGAACUCACUAAGAAACUCUUGUGAACAAUCUCAGGGAAAAGAUGUAGAUGGGGAUAUAAUCAAGAGAGCAUGGCAUUCUAUAUCUUCCCUACCAUCAAAUUAUAUAAGUGAAUUUAGACCUUUUUCGGGGGCAUGUAGCAGAAAUAAAAGAUAUGACAAGAAAUUGAGUUCAAUGAAUAAUGUACAGGCAAUUCCAAAUGAUAUUGAGGUAUUAUCUAUUGAUCAUAAGUAUUUUAGCCAUGAUAACACAUUCCAGAAUAGUAGUGCAGAUAAGAGUAAUAUUGAUAGUGGUGUAGACAGUUUUACUACAAAUAAUUUUACACCGUGUCAUAACGCACAAAAGCAUUCUGAAAGUACUGAUCACAGCAAUGAUAGCGAUAUUAUCAGUAAAUCCUUUAUUAGAUAUAAGUGUCAAGAGAAACCAUUUGAAGUCAGUAAAAUGUUGGGAACAAUAAGGUCUUCUGCAGUUGAUAAGAAUAACACCAAAAUAGCCCAAGAUUACCUUGGCUGUUGUACAGAAAGUUCACAAUGUACGACAUUUAAUGACAAAGUUAAUAGAAGCGGAACAGAGAGCAUUUUGUACCCUUUUGAUCGCACUACAUUUUUUAACAGUAUAGGAUUAGUAGGGAAGAAUGUACAUAAUAACAAGAGAUGCUCUCCAUCUUCUGUUGCACACAGGACAAGAAAAGUACGUGCAAGAAAAGAAAGAGAACAUACCAGAAAGGAGGUGAUGCUGGAGACACCAAAGUUUAAUCCUACUCAAGAUAAGAUUAAUACUAAGAGCUCAGUGUCAAAGGAAAACAGUAUGACUGUUGUUAAUGACUUUUCAUAUAAAAGUAUAAAGAUGAGUUGCUGUUAUAAAGAUGAAGAGUGUCAACCCAAUGUUAAGGAAUUCACUAAUCUUGGGCAGAAGAAGAAAAAAUCAAGAAGUGGCCAGAGAAAAUUGUUAUUCAAGUCUCUUAAGGAAGGAAGAGAUGAAGCAUCUUUGGCUGUAUGUGACAGUAGCAAAGAUGGUAGUGUUGCUUGUUGUCAUAGCAGGCAAGACUCUCUGGAAUCUUGCCAUAAAGAUGAUAAUGGUAACCCGAACAAUAUUUGUGGGAAGCGUGAAUCUCAGUGUGUAAUUGAAAAGCAAAAUGAGGGUUUGAAAAAAUCUGGUGACUCUACCUGUUUUAAAAACACAACAGAAAAAUCAGUUGUUGAAGAUAAGACGAACACAACACUAUGUCAAGAAAACUAUUCUUCUUGUCUGCGUAGCAACACUAGUAUAAAACACUUUAUUUGUAAUACAUGUCGGAAGUCUUUCCAAAGUACAGACCAAUUAAAUUUUCAUUGUACCACAGAAUGUGCACACUCCCUGACAUGUGGCACACAUAACUGCUCACAAUGCUCUCAUCCUUCACAUCAAAGUUCUUCAACCAGUGUUAUAGAAACAAACAUGAGAAACUCCAGCAGUAAGCAUGUGACUAAAUUUACAAAUAAUAUAUGUCAUUCUCCUGGCAUAUCUUUAUAUAAGCAACCACUAAAGGUACAAGAUUUUACCAUUACACAGAAGAUUAAUACUUUCCCCAAUCCUCCAGAUAUUGUUGUCACUCAUCUACAUGUUCAUCAGAAUUCUUUACAAGCCAAGGUACUCGGUAGAGCCUCUGUUGAAAAAUUAUGUCUUUGUGAGGAAGGUAAAGGAGAGGAUCCAGAAGAGCCUUUCAGAUAUGUGGCAUACAAUGUACAGAAUCCAGAGCAGCCAGUUAGAUUUGUGGUAGAUAAUAGGGAGGAUCCAGGGCAAGUUUUCAAUUUUGGGUCAGAUAAUGGAGAGGAUCCUGCACAGCCUUUUGGUUUUGGUUCAGGUAUUGGAGAGGAUCCUGCACAGCCUUUUGGUUUUGGUUCAGGUAUUGGAGAGGAUCCUGUACAGCCUUUUGGUUUUGGGUCAGAUAUUGAAGAGGAUCCGGCACAGCCUUUUGGGUUUGGUUCAGAUAUUGGAGAGGAUCCUGUACAGCCUUUUGGUUCUGUGUCAGAUAUUGAAGAGGAUCCUGUACAGCCUUUUGGUUCUGGGUCAGAUAAUGGAGAGGAUCAACAGGAACUAUUCAGUUUUGGGUUGGACUCAGGGCAGCCAUUCAGUUCUCGAGCAGAUUAUAUCAGAACAAUAUCCUCAGAAAAAAUGGUGGAGAAGUUUUUGGACCCAAGCAAAAAAUUACUUUGUGAUUCCAGCAAAACUGAAGAGAAAAUAAGUUUUGCUCCCCAGAAAGUUUUGAAACACUUAUCAGAAGAAAAUGAUUUUUUGGGAUUUGAAGAUGGAGUGCAAGACUAUGAAGUGAAUGAAAACUUUUUCCCAUCCAUUAUUUUAAAUAAAAAAAGUUGUAUUAGAUCUGCAAAUGAAGAAAAAAACUAUUUAUGCUUACAGAACAUUGAGGAAGACAAUUGUGAAAACACAACUACAAUAGAUCCAGAACAUAAAUGUAUGGAGUCUCUGGUAGAAGGUCCCUCUUGUAAUAAGUCUAACAUCCCAUUAUUGAUUCCCUCUGCAGAAUUGGUACUUUCAAUGGACAAUUCUACAUUACCGGUAUCUAGUGAUCUUGAUGCUAGUGGAGAUUUACAGACACUUAAUGAUGUGAGUUUUGCUCCUCCCAGGAAGAGCAAAAGAAUUGUAAGAAGAAGAGCAAAGAGACUUUUGGAUCAGAACACAUCAAAACUACUAUUAACUUCAGGUGUUAAAAAGAAAGCUUCAGGGGUCACAGGAAGCCAUGCUCAACAGCCUUUAGAAAACGCCCUAAAUGGACAAGUACAAGAAAAUACUUCUCAGAAAAAGAAAUAUCCAGGUAGGGCUGUAAUAAGACAGAGUAUUGAAGUAAAUAAAUCAAGAGAAUUAUACUUGGCAGUUACAGUUGAUUGCCAGCCAAGUGCUUCCAAUACUGCUAAGCAAUAUGAACACAGGAACCUUAAGUUCAUAAGAAGUGUAGUAUGUAGUAUAUGUAGCCAGUAUUGUUAUUCAACAGGUGACCUGGUCCAACACAUGAAAACACAUGCAUUCUGUAGGCUGUUUAAGUGUCCCCUUUGUCCACUAAUUUGCACAACUAAAGCUUUUCUAACCGAACACUUGGUUUUACAUAAUGGGAAGAAGCAUUUUGUUUGCUUUAUAUGUAAAGCUGUUUUUUCCCACAAGUAUGAAUUGAAAGCACACACAUCAAUUUUUAUGGGCGAGAAACCUUUCAGGUGUUCAGAGUGUGGCAAAAUGUUUUCUCUUUGCUGUCAGCUUGGAGAACAUAAGUUUACUCAUACCUCAGAAAGACCUUUUAAGUGCGAUUUGUUUCCUGGUGAUUUCAAAUCGUACGCAAAUUUGCUCAAUAAUAGGAGAAUUCACCUUGAAGAUCAAUGAUACCAGUGUGAUUACUGCAGUGCUUUCUUUUUGCCACACAAUUUUGCAUUGCAUAUGAGAACCCAAACAAGAGAAAAAUCUGUUCACUCCCCAAUUUGUGAUAUAAACUUUAGAUUUGAAAGUAGUUUGAGAAAACAUGCAACUACAAAGCAUCCUGGCUUUGAGUCCUGGGCUGCAGUUUUUGUGUACUUCCCUGAUAUAUUUCCAGUAGGUAAAACUACAAAGAAAAUAGUGUAUUGGAUUCCGGGUAACUCAGAAUGAGUGUUCAUUAGUUAAACUAAAAUAUAAGUGUGUAGUGUGUACUUUAUUGAUGUAAAUAGAAAAUUCCUGUGGUCUGUAAAUAGUGAUCGUAAUGAACUUCCAUGUUAUGUGUUUAAAUUUUAUAUUUUUGUGUAUAUUGUUUGCAAGAAGAGUGGUAUUACUGGUUAAAAGAAUAUACGCUGACAUGUUUACUAUUCACAUACUGUACUAUAUAUUGUUAUAGUAAAUGCUGUACUGUAAUGAGACUUAAAUUCAGGAAAAAUUGCAUUGGAAAAAAAUGAACUUAGCAUAUUGCAAUAAACAGGAGUUCAAUCAAUAAUAAGAUUACCUUUAUUUGUACAAGUUUUUCUCGUGUGAUAUGUAUGCAGCAUUUCUUAUUUAAUUGUCUACAUACAGUAUAUCUCAAACACUAUUUCGCUAGUCCAAACUUUUCCCUCUUGUUAAGAUUAAAAAUAAUUCUUAGUGCUCAUAUUUUAUUGUACAGGUAUGUAAUAUCGGUCAGCAUUUUAUAUUAGUUAUGAGGCAGCCUUUGAGCACAUAUUAGCAGCUAAAGAUAAUCUUGUGUAGCUUUUAUAUGUAUUGAUAUUAACCGACCACAUAUGGGGCCGACGGAUAAUCCAAAAGGUCGGUUAAUAGUACAUGAAGUCUUUGGAAAUAAAACAUACAUUUUCAAA
This is a messenger RNA of Homarus americanus (American lobster), 8292 nucleotides long. RefSeq lists its product as uncharacterized. Gene Ontology annotation, cellular component: nucleus. The coding region runs from base 356 to 7357 and encodes 2333 amino acids. The transcript is spliced from 2 exons. Lineage: Eukaryota; Metazoa; Arthropoda; Malacostraca; Decapoda; Nephropidae. The record is from RefSeq and is a predicted model, not a curated record.